Messenger RNA from Pezoporus flaviventris, 1708 nucleotides. It is a transcript of the gene KCTD17, whose product is annotated as potassium channel tetramerization domain containing 17. The record is from RefSeq and is a predicted model, not a curated record. Gene Ontology annotation, molecular function: cullin family protein binding. Gene Ontology annotation, biological process: protein homooligomerization; proteasome-mediated ubiquitin-dependent protein catabolic process. Gene Ontology annotation, cellular component: Cul3-RING ubiquitin ligase complex; cytoplasm. Lineage: Eukaryota; Metazoa; Chordata; Aves; Psittaciformes; Psittacidae.
GGGGGUGGUGAGGAUGAGGAUGGAAGGCGGGGAGGACAUGCAGGAUGCCGUGGGGCUAAGCUGCACCUGGGGCAUCCCACCACCCUCUGGCACUCAUGCCAAGUGGGUGAGGCUCAAUGUGGGGGGCACAGUCUUCCUCACCACCAGGCAGACCCUGUGUCGGGAGCAGAAAUCUUUCCUGUGUCGCUUGUGCCAGGGCGAGGAGCUGCAGUCGGACCGGGAUGAGACUGGUGCAUACCUAAUAGACCGGGACCCCACUUACUUUGGACCAAUCCUGAAUUUCCUCCGUCAUGGGAAGCUGGUUCUGGAUAAAGAUAUGGCUGAAGAGGGUGUGCUAGAAGAAGCUGAGUUCUAUAACAUUGGUUCUUUAAUCCGAAUAAUCAAGGAUCGACUGGAGGAGAAGGACUACACAGUAACUCAGGUACCUCCUAAGCAUGUCUACCGUGUGCUACAGUGCCAGGAAGAGGAGCUCACUCAGAUGGUUUCCACUAUGUCGGAUGGAUGGCGCUUUGAGCAGCUUGUGAACAUUGGUUCAUCCUAUAACUAUGGGAAUGAGGAUCAGACAGAGUUCCUGUGCGUGGUCUCCAAAGAGCUGUACAACUCCCCCAGUGGCCUGAGCUCUGAGCCCAGCCACAAAGCCAAGAGCACAGAGGAGGACCUGGAGGAGGAAGAGCAGGAGAUGGAGGAGGAGGCAGAGGCAGAAGCAGAAGCAGAGGAGAAAGACUGUACACCUAUUCAGGAUUGUCUGAGCUCCUUCAGACCAUCCUUCCUCCUCCCCUCCGUGUCCAUCCCAGCACUGUCACCUCCCUCCUACCCUGCCACUCUCCAGCAUCCUUCCCUCAGCAUCCUUUGCCUGCCAGGACUCAAAGCGUUCCCUGCUCUGGACCCUGUUUCUCUUUGCUCCUCACUUUUCCUCCUCUGCAGGUAUGUUACCUGUCUGCACUCUCAGCUCCCGCCAGCCUGAGCUCUGCAUGAGUGACUCACUUCCCUCCUGUGGCUGUUACAAGCCAGAGGUCUGAGGAUGUGAUCCCGACACUGCACUCCAGCCUUUUCAUUUCUUGUUUAUAUCUUUAUUUUUGUACUGCGGCAUACGGUGACCCUUUGCCACAUGGUGACACCCUCCCCCCCCCCCCCCGUCUCCUUCACUAUGUUUUACAAACUGACCUCGGAGACCUCAGCCUCCAUCCCUGGAGGAAGGCAGAUGCUGCAUGAAGCCCCAUGGCUGCUGGAGCGGCUUGGAGCCCAGACCCCCCCUCACCGCCCCGAUGCUUAGCAGGCUGGCUAUCCUUAAUGUCACAGUGGCCCCUGCUGGGGACAUCAGUGAUAAGCCACUGCAGCUUGCGGUCCCUUCCUCAACACCCUGAGUGCAACCGAGGCCCCGAGGUGGUGGCAGCAUCAGAAGUACCCCUUGUCCUUUUGCUGUUGCAGGUCAGGGCUUGUGGCCAGAGGGCAAGUGCAGAGACACUGCUCUUUUCUGUGCCACCUGCACUGCUCGUGGGGUGUCCCUGUGCUGGGCAUUGCAUCCUUGGUGCCUCCCUGCCUGUCUCCCAGAGCAGCCCUGUGUUGGCAGGGUAAGGAGAUGGAUGUGUACCCAGAACAUGCUGGCACCUGAUGUGGUGAUCCCUGUCUUGAGGAGCGGGGUGUUGGCCUCACUGCUGUGCCUGAGAACACCAGGUUGUAACUCCCAAAUAAAAUUCACACUCUGUUC